Molecule: messenger RNA, 1163 nt
Organism: Trichomonas vaginalis G3
Lineage: Eukaryota; Parabasalia; Trichomonadida; Trichomonadidae
Exons: 1
Source: RefSeq, a predicted model, not a curated record
AUGAACAGUGAGAAGAUAGAAAUUAAUUUAUCAUGUGUAGAUAUUGCCACAUUUAAGAAGCUUGAAAAGCUUAUUAAAGAAAAACUUCCUGGUGUUAUUUAUAAUAAUAUCGCAGAUUAUCAAACAAGUCCCAAUCAAUCAAAACUAUUACAAGAGAAUACUAUUAAAUCAAUGAUUGCAGCUUCCAAAAACCGUGCUCUAAGCUAUCAAAGAUCUCUGCAAAUGAAAAAAAUCAAUGAACAAAGAAAAAUACAAGAUGGAACUGCAGACGAAUUAGAACAAGAAGCAGAAAAGGCAGAUCUUGAAACUCUCAAUGACAAUGAAGAUGAUUCUGAUGAUCAAGAUGAAGAUGAAACAAAUGGUGAUGAAUCCUUGAGUUUAAGCGAAAUAUUAUUAGAUGAUUAUACCCCAUUAUUUAAGUACCCUCCGUUUGCAGAUAAAUUAACGUGUGUUAUCAUUAAUAACAUGUUAUAUAAUUUAAAUUUUCCAAACUCAAAGAGCCGACGAUACUAUGCGGAGACACUUCAAUUUGCCUUUAUGUUGUAUUGCAAACAACCCUCAGAAUAUUUGUUGGCAAGACAGAAACUUAUGUUGCCAUCAAAAGCAACUCUAUUUCGAGUCUUUGGUAAAGAUAUUGCAGCAUGGAAGGAACUUUUGCUUUCAAAAUCAUCUUCACUCCCAGUAUUCCUCAGAUUCAGGGAAUUAUAUCCAUAUACAGAUGAGGAAUUACGUGAACAAUGCCAUUUUUGCAUUGGAAUAGAUGCAAUCACAGGCAAAUUAUGGAAGAAGUCCGGCCAUGACGAUCAAAUCGAGGACUUAUUUGCAUUAUAUUUGAUGCCAUUAGAUUGCAAAGGUCCAUCAAUAUGUUUGCAUAUAAUACAACAUACAAAUGGUCUUGCAUCUGGAAUUAUGAGUGAAAUCUUGGAUUACAUUGCUACAGUUCAGAAAACACUGAAUGUUCCAGUUUUUACAACUGAUGGUGACAAAUCUUACGAUUUUGUUUAUCAGAUAUUCUUUCACCAUUGGUACAGCCUAGUUACUGGCUUUGAUGGAUUAGUAGAAGUCCUUAAAAGUGCAAAAUUCCAAGAUCUUAAGAUUAUCUUCAUCGCGGACGUCGUUCAUAUAGGCAAAAACCUCAGAACGUUAUUAAUUUUCCCCAAUAA